AUGCUCGUCCUUUCAGCUGCACCUGGGAAGGUUGUCAUAAGGCCUUUUCAAGAAGAUCUGACCUCUCUAGGCAUUCCCGAAUUCAUACUAAAGAAAGAUCUUUUACCUGUAGCGAGCUUGGUUGUGGUAAAAGCUUUAUUCAG
This is a messenger RNA of Racocetra persica, 143 nucleotides long. NCBI's taxonomy places the organism in Eukaryota, Fungi, Glomeromycota, Glomeromycetes, Diversisporales, Gigasporaceae. The record is from the annotation of a GenBank genome assembly.